AUGGACGGCGGGCGGCGCGGCGUCGUGUUCCGGCACUGUGUCCACGCCUCCACCUGCUGCUGCCGCGGCAGCCGACUGACCGCCCAAGGGCUCGUCGCAGCCAGCGGCCUGGCCCACGCGCGCACGCCUCAGCUUGCGCCACCUCUACAGGCCAUCCGCCAGGCAACUCUCCCGCUAUACUAUCCGAUCAAAGAGGCUGCGACAGGAGGUCGCCAUGAGCGGCUAGCGGCGGGCGCCACACGGCAGAGGAUGCAGCGUCCGUGCAGGGCACAGCCGGGCAGCCGCCUGCGCGCGCGCGCCCAGUCGCUGCUCGAGGCCAACCCCAUCGCGCAGUACUUCGAGAUCGGCAAGCAGGUGGCCAGCGCCGGCCCCGAGCUCGUCUGGCGCAUCCACGACGGCUACCGCAAGAGCGACGGCAAGGAGGUGUCGGUGUUCGUGUUCGAGAAGCGGUGCGCGGAGAAGCUGCACAAGCCGAAGCGCAAGGAGAUGGUGACGGAGGUGCUGCGCGGCAGCGUGCGCCAGCUGGAGCGCUUCCGCCACCCCAAGCUGGUGCAGGUGGUCCACCCGGUGGAGGAGUGCGCCGACACGCUCGCCUUCGCCUGCGAGCCCGUGCUCGGCUCGCUCGCCAACCUGCUGGCCGCCAACGCCAGCGCUGGCGGCGGGGGCGGCGGGGGCGGCGCCUCCACGCCGGACGGCCAGGCGCCGCAGGCAGGCCGCGAGUACCGCUUCCUCGACAUCGAGUACAAGUACGGCAUCCUGCAGAUCACGGAGGCGCUGUCGUUCCUGCACUACUCGGGACACGUGCUGCACCGCAACGUCUGCCCCUCCAGCAUCCUCGUCACCAAGAAGGGCACCUGGAAGCUGGGCGGCCUCGAGUUCACCGAUCGUGUGAACGACAUGGACGGGCUGGAGUCGGUGCCGUGUCAGCCGUGGUCCAGCCGCCUGCCCAAGAUGGCGCAGCCGGACCUCGACUACAUUGCGCCCGAGGUGCAGACGACCUCGUCGUGCAGCAUCCUGAGCGACAUGUUCUCGCUGGGCAUGGUCAUCUGCUCCAUCUUCAACCAGGGCCGGCCGCUCAUACAGGCCAACCACAGCGCCUCCACCUAUCUCAAGCAGCUGGAAGUGCUGGAGGAGCAGGUGCACAACGUGCUGCCGCGGGUGCCGGUGCCGCUGCAGGAGGCGGUGGUGCGCCUGCUGAGCCGCGACACGCGCCAGCGGCCCACCGCCCAGCUGCUCUCCCUCAUCAAGUACUUCAGCGACCCCUCGGUGCACGCGCUGCAGUUCCUGGACGUGAUCAACAUGAAGGACCCCACCCAGAAGUCGCACUUCUACCGCAACACGCUCAAAGACGUGCUGCCCUACGUGCCCAGGAAACUGUGGUUCCAGCACGUGUGGCCGAGCCUGCAGCAGGAGAUGAAGACGCAGGAGGUGCUGGCCGCCGUGCUGCAGCCCAUCAUCUUCCUGGUCCAGGAGUGCACCAUCGAGGAGUACGAGUCCAUCAUCCUGCCCGCCUUCAGGAGCGUCUUCUCGAUCCCGAAGUCGAUCCAGGCGACGGUGACUCUGCUGGAGAACCUGCACGUCAUCCUGGAGAAGACGCCGAGGGACGACAUCCGCAGCGAGGUGCUGCCCAUGCUCUACAACGCCUUCGAGAGCACCACCAUACAAGUGCAGAGCGCGGCGCUGGUGGCGGUGACGAACGUGUCCGAGUACCUGGACGAGGCGGCGGUACGGCGGAUGGUGCUGCCAAAGACCAAGGCCGUCUACGAGAAGAACACGGCCGACCUCAAGCUCGUGAUGAACGUGCUGAGCUGCAUCGAGAAGACGCUGGACAAGCUGGACAAGUCGCAGAUCAUCGACGAGGUGCUGCCGCUGCUCUGGGACGUCCGCCUCGCCGACCCCGAGAUCACCAUCCGCGUCGUCAACAUCUACCGGCUGAUGCUGAGCGACAAGAAGUACGGCCUGUCGGUGAACCUGAUGGCGACCCGCGUGAUGCCGUCGCUGCUGCCGCAGACGGUCAACCCCAGCCUCAACCUCGACCAGUUCACCAACCUCCUCGAGGUACUGCAGGAGAUGCUCGACCAUAUCGACAGGAACCAGCGCAACAAACUGAAGUUGGACAACCUGACACUGCCGAGCCCAGAGCGCCACCGCCCACUGCGCCACCAGUACAGCUCAGAUAACAUGCACGUGCCACCCUUCAACAUCCCCAACCUGCGCAUCGAGCAGCGCAAGACCUCCAGUGCCGAGGACAUGGCACGCAAGAACUCAGCUGACUCAGGUGUGCUAGGUGGCUGGUGGUUUGGUGCAUCACCAUCGUCACCAGACAGCAACUUCCUGCGCGUACAUAACGCCUUCCCCAACCGGCGGCUGUCGGACAAUGCACUCAUGAUGCCACCCAAGAUACGCGUGGCACCUAGCUGCGCCUCAUCGCCUGGUGGCACGCCUGGCGGUGGCCUGCCUGUGCGCCGGCAUUCCAGCAUUGGCCCACAGGAGCGGCGUGGAUCUGCUGUCAACCUGUCGCCACCAACGGGCCUCCACUACAGUUCAGUGUCCAGGGAAGGUUCCAGUCUGUCUGUGCCAUCGACGUAUCUUGCACGGAGCAUGAUCGGGGGAAGCAUGCCAAACACAAGCAGCAGUGUUCCAUUCUUGCUGAGUUCCAGUAUGAGCAGCAUACGCUCACGGCGACCAUCUGCAUGCUUGUCCAGCUCUCAAGGAUCAGGACUACUGCAGCAGCUCGGAUCAGGCAUGUAUCAGCUAUUUUCUGGAAGAUCAUAGACAGAUCAGUGAUUAUGCGAAGACUAUGCAAACCAAAAUAUUUCUUGCAAUAAAGACACAGACCUCAAAAAACCUAGUGAUUUAACAUAUCUUUUUUUGAAAUGUGUGAUGUAUAACCAAACUUGAUGUGUGUGUAUUUAGUAAAUGAAGAUGGCUAAAGAAGACGAUAUUUAUAAUUGCAGUGGAAGGAUACAGAGCUGAAAAUUAUGCUUACAUUGGGCUACAGAUAAACAAAUAUUGGAAAAAAAUAUUUUUGAAUUUUUAUGUAGCAAGCUGAUAAUGUUCUUUUGAGUUCUGGCUGAAAUUAUUCUCUUGAAAUCUUUUUAUGGGCAAAUUUCUACAUUAAUUCAUAGCCCAUUAUUCUAUUAUCUGUAAUAUAUUUGAUUCAAUAUAUUUAACUGGAGGAUCACCUAUUUUCACAAAUAACCCAAACUAUUACAUGAUUAUAUGAAUAGUACAGUCAAUGACAAGUUCCAGUUUACCUGUACAUUUUUGGGAGGAAAAGAAAUCACACAUGGCACAAAUCAUUCACACGUUUCUUACAAGGUGAUGGUGAAGCAUUAAGGGAAAUUAAAUAGUGAUCUUGGUAGUAGACUUCACUCUUGUUGUCUGAUUAUACAGCUAUUAUAAUGAAUAGUCAUUUACAAUUUGUUAGGUAACAACUCUAUCUUCAAUAAAUGGGGAAAACCAGUCC
Molecule: messenger RNA, 3469 nt
Organism: Schistocerca gregaria
Lineage: Eukaryota; Metazoa; Arthropoda; Insecta; Orthoptera; Acrididae
Product: SCY1-like protein 2
Exons: 19
Coding region: 1-2775 (924 amino acids)
Biological process (GO): protein phosphorylation
Molecular function (GO): ATP binding; protein kinase activity
Source: RefSeq, a predicted model, not a curated record